AUGCUUCGUGAAUUGGAAUGCGAGGAUCCUGUCAAGCUGUUAUUCUUUUUGGUAGCCAAUUGGACGCCCUUGAGCAAUCCCGUUGGUGCCUUCAUCUUACAAGUAUUGCCCAAACUCCAACGCCUUCUCCUCAACCCUUCAAACACUGAGACGAACGCCCUUCACAAUGCCCAAUCCCAUUAUGAUACUUCCAAUUCCCUUUUCGCCUCCUUUCUUAGUCCCGAUAUGAUGUAUUCUUGCGCUUUGUGGAAAUCUACCGCAGAAGGAGGUGAAGAAGAAAGUUUGGGAGAGGCCCAGAUCAGGAAAGUACAUAACAUAUUAGACAAAGCGAGGAUCAAGAAGGAGCAUCAUGUCCUAGAUAUUGGGGGUGGAUGGGCAUUUUUGGCUAUUGAGGCAGUAAAAAGAACAGGGUGUAGAGUUACGGCAACGACAUUGAGCAUUGAACAGAAAGCGUUGGGAGAGCAGAGGGUCAAAGAUGCGGGGUUGGAGGACAAGAUCGAGAUCCUUCUCGCAGAUUACCGCAAAACUCCUAUGCCUGAAGGUGGCUAUGACCGCAUCAUAAGCAUUGAGAUGCUGGAGCACGUUGGAAAGCAAUACAUGGACGGGUAUUUUGCUGCCAUCAACUCCAUGCUUAACCCAACACAUGGAAUUAUGGUCAUUCAAGGAAUCACUGCCAUCCAUCAGUUACACAACAACGCCAAAAGCGUCGAUAACUUCCUCGACCGUUACAUCUUCCCUGGCGGCUACCUCGCUUCAGUAGCUCGGCUUCUGAAUGCCAUUGAAGUCGGCUCGAAAGGUGAUUUAGAGAUCGAAUGCUUACAAAGUAUCGGACCUCAUUAUGUGAGGACUUUGAGAAGCUGGAGAGAAAACUUUCUAAAGAAUUGGCCAGCAAUUCGAGAGGAGUUUGAGGAAAGUAGAAAGGGGAAGGGGGAUGCUGAUGGGAAGGUGACGGAGCAAGAGGUUGAGGCUUGGAGAAGGAGAUGGAUAUACUACUUUUCAUACUGCGAAGCUGCUUUCCGCUCAGGGGUCAUUGGGGAUCAAGUCAUCGUAGCUAGGCGAAGGCCAGCCCCCGAAGAAGCAGAUGGGAUUCCGAUGUAA
Molecule: messenger RNA, 1098 nt
Organism: Mollisia scopiformis
Lineage: Eukaryota; Fungi; Ascomycota; Leotiomycetes; Helotiales; Mollisiaceae
Product: cyclopropane-fatty-acyl-phospholipid synthase
Exons: 5
Coding region: 1-1098 (365 amino acids)
Biological process (GO): lipid biosynthetic process
Source: RefSeq, a predicted model, not a curated record